Molecule: messenger RNA, 3360 nt
Organism: Salvelinus fontinalis (brook trout)
Lineage: Eukaryota; Metazoa; Chordata; Actinopteri; Salmoniformes; Salmonidae
Product: transcription factor 21-like
Exons: 2
Coding region: 208-741 (177 amino acids)
Biological process (GO): developmental process; regulation of transcription by RNA polymerase II
Molecular function (GO): DNA-binding transcription factor activity, RNA polymerase II-specific; protein dimerization activity; RNA polymerase II transcription regulatory region sequence-specific DNA binding
Source: RefSeq, a predicted model, not a curated record
AGUUCCGUAAGGGCGCAUGCUUACAGUUAACUCCACAUCCUCCGGUCCGUAAUUCCGGUUCAUGAACAGCCUGGGUCUCGAGGAGUAGGAGGACACACCGGAGAGCUCGCUCACCUCAGGCUCCACCAGUCUCUAAUCCGUCCUCGACGGUCCGUCCCGUGUCACACAUGUUCUGCUGAGGACGCGCGCCCCAACCGACAACCGACCAUGUCCACCGGGUCGCUUAGCGACGUUGACGACGAGCUCCUGGACGGCAUCCUGAAGUUCGGCUCUUCAGGUAAAGACUCCGGUACGUCGAACGAGAGCACCGGGGAGAGUUCGAACGGCGAGGGCGGCUCGGCAAACGAGAAAUCAGCCCGGGGAAAGAAACGGAAAACAGGGUCCAGUAGGAAAACCGCGCUGAACGGCGUGGCGCACGAUGGGGGCGGCAAGCAGCCACAGAGGAACGCGGCCAACGCACGGGAGAGGGCAAGGAUGCGCGUGCUAUCCAAAGCGUUUUCCCGUUUGAAGACGACUUUACCGUGGGUCCCGCCGGACACCAAGCUCUCCAAACUGGACACACUUCGCCUCGCCUCGAGCUACAUAGCCCAUCUACGGCAGAUCCUCGCCAACGACAAAUACGAGAACGGAUUUAUCCACCCGGUGAACCUGACGUGGCCCUUCAUGGUCGCCGGGAAACCGGAGAAUGAUUUGAAAGAGAUGCUCAACACCACCCGGUUGUGUGGAACAACCGCCUCAUGAUGUAACGGAUGGACAUGCCAUUAACAUUAACCGUCAAGGGAUGGACAUGAUAAGUUUUUUAAAAACUUUUUCAGAUGGACAGAAAUGCACAUCAUCUCUCCUAAACCAAAUAAUGAGUGGGAAUACCGGGAGAGCGCACGCUCUCUCACGCGUUCCCAUACAGAGAAGCGGAUUUUAUAUUUAAAGUGUUCACAUGUUGCCUUUGCUGGUUCGAGGACAUAUUGUGUUUUGUAUACGUUUUUUAAACUCUUAAAAAUGCUUUAAAAAAAAAAACUUUGUCACACGAGUAUUUGUUUUACAGGUGAUGUUGUCAGUCACCGCGUUGGAAGUGCACAUGAAAAAUGUCUCAAUAUCCUAUCUGAAUAGCCAGAUUGUAUGUGAAUAAAAUGUAUUCAUCAUCAUAAUUUUCUUCCCCAAUGUGCACUGUGUUGGAUUUUGACAAAGAGGAAUUUAAAUUCUCCAGGACACUUUUUUGUUGUUACUGUAGGCUAUAAGCUAUUUUCCUGCUAACCCUACAACCCCUGGCUAUCACCAAUCCCUCAAAAUUACAGCGCAAAACUCUAGAAACGAGCACCGGGGGAGAAAAACAAAUCUAAGUGUCCACUGGUCCAGGUUUAUUUGUUUUUCUUUAUCUCCAAAAGUAAACAAUGGAUAAGCCUACUAGACUAUCUCGUUAAAAAACAACAAAGAUAUGGUUUGCGCCUUGGCUAGGGCCCUGCCUGUGAUUCAUUUAUACAAUUAUUCCAUGGCAAUUUUCUUCCUUCUGACGUGAAUAAAUGUCGGUAAUAGUGUCGCAAGAGAAUAGGCAUGUAGGUUGGAAGGUCAACCUUUUUGAAAGUAGUAAAAUGUGCCCGCGGCGCUUAAUUCAGAUGCAGACCCCUUGUUUAAUAUCAGGCGGGUUAAUGACAGUACUGUUUACACACGGAAGACAGAUAUUUAUGCAGCUAGCAGCUCACCCUGGCGCGGGAGACAGGGAGGAUAAACCCGGUCUGGGACAGCCCGGUGUCACUGCGCAGCUACAUUGCACAACACACACAAACAACAGCCCCGUGUCACUAUGCAGCUACAUUGUGUAACACAGACACACACAGAGACACACACACCUUCACUCCUGAGCUGCAAACACAGAGAUUAUUAUAGGAGAGGAAAGAGAAGACAAGAGAGAAGAGAGGAGGAGAGUAGAGCAGAGCAUGGUGUAAUAACAAGCCCCCACAUCCAUCUAUUAGUGUCAUGUUAUUGUAGCGAUCCACAGGCGGGUUGACCCACACAUAGCCUCCCUCGACAGAUUGUAUACAGUUGCCUGCCGAAAGUAUUCACAUCAUUUAUACUUUUUCAAAAUUUUGUUGUGUUACAAAGUGGGAUUAAAAUUGAUUGAACUGUAAAAAAAAAAAAAAAUUGUCAACGAUUGACUCAAAAUAUUAUGUAAUAUCAAAGUGGCAUAUUUUUUUUUUAUUACAUGUAAUUUUUUAAUAUUGGAAAAUAAAAACACAAAUAUAUUUGGGAUUAGACAAUUAUUAAAUUGCCUUAGUCAAUAUAUGUUAUAAUCACUUUUGUCAGUGAUUACAGCUGUCAGUCUUUCUGGGUAAGUCUCAAAGAGCUUUGCAAACCCUGGAUUGUACAAUAUUUACCCAUUAUUCUUUUUAUAAAUUCUUCAAGUUCUGUCAAGUUGGUUGUUGAUCAUUGUUAGACAGCCAUUUUCAAGUCUUGCCAGAGAUUUUCAAGCCGACUUAAAUCAAAACCGUAACCAGGCCACUCAGGAACAUUCAAUUUCGUUUUUUUGUACCUCCAGUGUAUAUUUGAGCUUGUGUUUCAGUCAAUGUCCUGCUGAAACGUGGAUUUGUCUCCCAGUGUCUGGUGGAAACUGAACCAGGUUUUAUUCUGGGACUUUGUGAGUGCUAAACUCUAUUCCUUUUCUUUUUUUAUCCUAAAAAACUCCUGAGUCCCUACUGAUGACAAGCGUACCCAUAACAUGAUGCAGCCACCACCAUGCUAGAACAUUUGAAGAGUGGUACUCAGUGAUGAGUUGUGUUGGAUUCGCCCUGAACAUAGAUCUUUGUAUUCAGGACAAAACGUGUAUUUCUUUUGCCACAUUUUGUUUUGCAGUAUCACUUUAGUGCCUUGUUGCAAACAGGAUGCAUGUUUUGGAAUAUUUGUAUCAUUUACAGACUUCCUUCUUUUCACUCUGUCAUUCAGGUUAGUAUUGUGGAGUAACUACAAUGUUGUUGAUCCAUCCUCAGUGUUCUCCUAUCACAGCCAUUUAAACUCUGUAACUGCUUUAAAGUCACCGUUGACCUCAUGGUGAAAUCCCUCUUUGUCAACUGAGUUAAAAAGGAAUCCUGCAUAUUUGUAGUGACUGGGGUGUAUUGAUAGACUAUCCAAAGUUUAAUUAAUAGCUUCACCAUGCUCAAAGGGAUAUUCAAUGUCAGUUGUAGUUUUUUUUUUUUACCCAUCUACCAAUAGGUGCUCUACUUUGCGAGGAAUUGGAAAACCUCCCUGGUCUUUGUCGUUAAAUCUGUGCUUGAAAUUCACUGCUCGACUGAAGGACCUGACAGAUAUUUGUAUGUGUGAGCUACAGAGACGGGGUAGUCAAUUUUAAAACCAUUAAACACUAUAAUUGCA